GUGGCAAAAUGCUGACUCUGUAUCAAGCAUGUUAUUUUUCAUUUGUUGCUGUACUGCUGUGACACUCAGGGAAUCCAGAACCAACAUUCAAUUCAUGAUUUGGACCUAUUAGUGUGAAACUGAACUUCUGCUUUUGAGUAAGCACAGAUCCUCGUAUGCAUGCUAUGGCAUUCAAGGGUGCACUCCUCAGCAUAUUUGAGAAUAAGCUUCCUUGCCCUGUGGCCUCAGACGAAUUGCAGUAAAUCAGAUAACAAUCAUGUGUUCCAGCAUCGUAGCUGAGCAGGCAGCCUGCAAAGUCUGGCAAGAGGGCAAUCAGCCCUUCCGAAUAAACGAGAAUUGAGUUAUCAGUCAGAGAGGCUCGGUUUCCAAAACUCAGCCACGCUCUGCUUCUAGGACACCGGAGCAGCAGCUACAAAGUCUCUCCCCAAGUUUAUCUCAGUCGCCCAAAAAAAAAAAACCGAGUCCAAGCUAGCUCGAAUCCCUCGGUCAGAGUGGACUUCCACUCGCAAGGUCCCUGCUCCCGCCUCCCGCUUUGAUGGCUUUGGGCGAGCUUACAGGCGGAGCCCCGGGUCGCGCUGCGCUGGGCUACUCCUCCGCCUUCCUCUUAGCUGUUAGUAGCCUUGCCGGGCCUCUGAUGAACAAGGGCGGACCUUUCAAAUUGGCCCGGGAGUAGGGGAAACCAAGAAAGAAGGGGUAGGGGGAAAGGAGGGUGAGCCUCGGUCUCCUGCCCCUGCCGCCUCUCUUUCCCCCCCGCCUCUUCCUUCUCUUGGAGGCGGAGCUGCAAGGGCGAGGACGCCGCUUUGAGGAGGGGCCGCCCUUUCUCCAGGCAAGGACUCUUCUGCAAGCAGCCGCCGCCGAUGGGUUCAGCACCUCGGACAGCUCCUGGGCGCGGCGGUGGGCGGGGGCGAGGCGGAAGGAAAAGGCGGGAGAGUCGUGGCCCUGCCCGGCUCUGGGUCCUCCUCCCCCAAUACGCAACACGUGCUGCCACCUGGCGCGGGAGCGGACGCGGCUAGACCGAGCGAGAAGCCGGAGCGGCGAUCGAAGGAGUCUCCUGCCGCCUUCCCACCCCAUGGAGAGCGCCCCGCGUUCCCCCUAGCGCUUCGGGCGGCUGGCGGCGGAGAUGGCGUCUCCGGGAGCCCUGGAGUCCGCUCCCUCCCGGGUGCCAGCCACCAAGGUGGAGCUCACCGUAUCCUGCAGGAAUCUGUUGGAUAUGGACACUUUCUCCAAGUCUGAUCCUGUGGUGAUUCUUUAUAUCCAAGAAACUGCAGACAAAGAAUGGCGAGAGUUUGGCCGCACAGAGGUGAUUGAUAACACACUGAACCCUGACUUUGUUCGCAAGUUUGUACUUGACUAUUAUUUUGAGGAAAAGCAGAACCUGCGUUUUGAUAUUUACAAUGUGGAUUCCAAGACGUGCAACCUGCCCAAGAGUAAGGACUUCUUAGGACAGGCCUUUGUGGCCUUGGGGGAGAUUAUCGGCUCCCAAAGAGGUCGCCUGGAACGAAACCUCACGGGAGUUCCAGGAAAGAAAUGUGGCACCCUAGUGCUGUCUGCUGAAGAGCUCAGCAACUGUCGGGACAUUGUCACCAUGCAGUUGUGUGCCAACAAGCUGGACAAGAAGGAUUUCUUUGGCAAAUCGGAUCCCUUCCUUGUUUUCUACCGCAGUAACGAGGACGGCACGUUCACCAUCUGCCACAAGACAGAGGUGGUGAAGAACAAUCUGAAUCCAGUGUGGCAACCUUUUUCCAUCCCUGUGCGCUCCUUGUGCAAUGGUGACUAUGACAGGACCGUGAAAAUUGACGUCUAUGACUGGGACCGGGAUGGCAGCCAUGAUUUCAUUGGAGAAUUUGCCACAAGCUAUCGUGAACUCUCUCGUGCCCAGAACCAGUUCACAGUGUAUGAGGUUUCGAACCCUAGGAAGAAGUGCAAGAAAAAGAAGUACAUUAACUCGGGGACUGUAACCCUUCUGUCAUUCACAGUGCAGUCAGAAUUCACCUUUGUUGAUUACAUUCGAGGCGGGACACAGCUGAAUUUCACAGUCGCCAUUGACUUCACGGCCUCCAAUGGGAACCCUUCGCAACCCACUUCUCUUCAUUACAUGAGCCCUUAUCAGCUCAGCUCCUAUGCCAUGGCUCUGAAAGCAGUUGGCGAAAUCAUCCAGGAUUAUGACAGCGACAAACUUUUCCCUGCUUACGGCUUUGGCGCCAAGGUCCCACCAGACGGCAAAGUAUCUCAUCAGUUCCCUUUGAACAAUAACCCGGACAAUCCCAACUGCGAGGGCAUCGAAGGAGUGUUGGAAUCCUAUUUCCAAAGCCUACGUACUGUGCAGCUCUACGGACCCACCAACUUUUCACCUGUCAUCAACCAGGUGGCCUGUUUGGCUGCCCAAGUCACUGAUGGCUCCCAGUAUUAUGUUCUUCUCAUCAUCACCGAUGGAGUGAUUUCCGACAUGCUGCAGACUAAAGAAGCAAUUGUCAGUGCUUCUUCCUUGCCCAUGUCUGUCAUCAUUGUGGGAGUGGGCCCUGCUGAGUUUGGGGUUUGUGCCCUUCCGAGACUACGUAGACCAUUCCGGCAACCACAUUUUAAGCAUGGCACGCCUGGCGAAAGAUGUCCUAGCUGAAAUCCCAGAGCAGCUGCUUUCGUAUAUGAAAACCCGAGACAUCAAGCCCCUUUCUGCUAGACCACAGUAGCUCUGUCUUCUCCAUAGCCUGAAGCCAUUCAGAUAAUUCUGCUCCAGCUGGGGCUGGGAAGAUGCUUUCCCCCUAGCCUAGGCAAGCGGGCUCUUCCCCCUCUUUCAUUCAGAACUGGCUAGAUCAGGGGGACAGGAAGUUCACUAUGGGGGAAUUGGGCAGGAUUGAGUGCCAUGCUUCGCACACCAGAUGAGACACCAGCACAAAAGUGUGGCUCCACCCAGGAUCUCAAGGAGGUGAUUCCAGUUUCAUAAAACAGGCCCAGCAAGAGCCUCGAAAGAAAGACAAGGAGUUCAGAAGAAGAAGAAGAAGCAUGCUGGGGAUCCUGGAGCUGUGGUUCCUUCAAGACCAGUUUGUUUAGUAAAGUGCCAUGGACCCCUCUUUCUGCCUGGUUAUUGACAAUAAAGUAUCCUUGGUCCCAG
Messenger RNA from Crotalus tigris (Tiger rattlesnake), 3109 nucleotides. It is a transcript of the gene CPNE9, whose product is annotated as copine family member 9. Gene Ontology annotation, biological process: cellular response to calcium ion. Gene Ontology annotation, cellular component: plasma membrane. Gene Ontology annotation, molecular function: calcium-dependent phospholipid binding. Bases 1121 to 2617 code for a protein of 498 amino acids. The transcript has 20 exons. Lineage: Eukaryota; Metazoa; Chordata; Lepidosauria; Squamata; Viperidae. The record is from RefSeq and is a predicted model, not a curated record.